This is a messenger RNA of Salvia miltiorrhiza (redroot sage), 1241 nucleotides long. RefSeq lists its product as uncharacterized. NCBI's taxonomy places the organism in Eukaryota, Viridiplantae, Streptophyta, Magnoliopsida, Lamiales, Lamiaceae. The coding region runs from base 54 to 1034 and encodes 326 amino acids. The transcript is spliced from 8 exons. The record is from RefSeq and is a predicted model, not a curated record.
CGCAAGUAACCUGUGUCUUAUGGGGAUCACUUGUCGAGGAAUUGAAAACAUUUAUGGAGAACAAAUCAGCAGAAGACAAAGAGCCUGUAAUGGUGGCAUUGCAAUUUGCAAAGAUAUCCACAUUCAGAGGCCAAAUCAAGGUUUCCUCGAUGAAGAAUGCGAGCAAAUUUUUUAUCUGUCCAGAUAUAAAAGAAGUGAAAGAUUUUAUACUAAGGCGUGGUGUUAGUAGAUCUUCUAGCUGUAAUGAUACCAUUACCGAUAUAUCUAUCGGUCAACAAGCACUGAAUAGGAAUGAAUGGUUGGAUGCUGCUCAUGCAAGAAGGUUAUGCGACUUGAUAAAAUCAGAAGAGUGUGGAACAUUUAACUGCAAAGGGACAAUAUUGGACUUUCACCCGCAAGAGUCGUGGUAUUAUGAAGCAUGUGGAAAUGAUAGAUGCUUGAAAGGGAUUGCCAAAGGAAGCACUAUCGGAGAUCAUUGCAAAAAGUGCAAACGUCCAAUUGGGUCAAUUAUUAUAAGGUACUUGAUGAAGGUACUUGUAGGCGAUGAAAUUGAUCAGACGUAUUUCACGAUUUUUGAGGAUUAUGCCCUAUAUCUUUUGAAAAGGACUGCUACCCAAGUCAUGGAGGAAAUGGUGCAACAGACCGGUGAUAGGAAUGGAACACCUGAAAUGUUGUCCACCAUGCUAGUGAGAGAGUGCCUCUUUAAAGUUGAGGUUGGUUUAAGAUUCGGUGAACGUGUCUAUACGGUGAAAAAUGUAACAGGAGAUGCUCGUGUCAUUGCUCAAUUUCCCUCUGGUGUAAAUGUUGGUUUGCAGGAAGUUGCUUCCAAGUAUAAAGAUGGUAGCAAUAUUAUUGAGGACGAACCAGAAGAAGAGAUUUCUGUUGAAAUGAAUGAAGAGACAUGUUCGAAUUCAACGACCACCUCAGUCACUCCCAAGAAACGUAAUCGGCUGAAAUUGUCCCCUACGGAUAUAGAUGGUGGUGAUAUACAAUUUUCAGCGACAAAGAGGCCAAAGAAAUCGAAUGUCAAUUAAUCUGAAUUUGUAGUGCUAUUGUUGAAUUUUGGUUGAUUUUAAACAAAUAUGGAUUAUAUGUUUUUUUUGGAUCCAAUCUGCUAUCUUCGAAUUUGUUUGUUUUUAAGUUAAAUAUUUGUUUCAUAAAUAUUAAGUUAAGCACCUCCUAGUGUCUACAUGUAACAAUUUACACCUUCCUCCCCCUUAAAGCAUUCACCAACGCACAAA